This is a messenger RNA of Rubroshorea leprosula, 1138 nucleotides long. The record is from the annotation of a GenBank genome assembly. NCBI's taxonomy places the organism in Eukaryota, Viridiplantae, Streptophyta, Magnoliopsida, Malvales, Dipterocarpaceae.
AUUAGAAGUUGAUGGAAUACCGAAUAACAAUUCAAAGUAUGUACUGGUGCAGAAGGGAAACCACCUGAGAAAAAGUGCAUGAGAAAAUAUACAGAAGCCAAUCCUUGCAAUUUAGAAGUGACAAAAUCUGGGGAAGAGAGGAGGAAAAAGAUGUUCAAGAGCGGUUACCUUGCAUCCAGAUAUGACAAAAGUAGGAGCUGGAGUGGAAAAAAUUCAAAACUGCUUAUGUAAACAUAUUAACAAGCAGCCAAAGGCAGUAACUGAUUUCAUGUGAGCAAAGAGCCUUUAUGACCCAGAUCAAACCAAAUAGGAAGAAAACAAAAGAAGCUAAUAUUGUAUUGCAACUUCAAUAUCCUUGUGGAUUCAACAGAGUGUUACAUCAAUAGACAAUUAUAAAUAUGUUUUCUCAAAUAUUCUUGAUUUGAGAGGAAAUGGUACAACAUAUAAGCUUAAGCUAUCACAAUCCAUAUUAAGUAGGAUCUUCAUUGUCCUAACCUCAAACAGAAAAUGAGAAGUCUUAUUUGAGCUUACCUCCUCGUGGUUUGCUUUGUGGUAAAUCUGAGAAACCUUUCAACAAUCACCAAAUCUGACAGAGGGUUAUUGGAAGUUUUUCUAAAGACAGCUGAAUAUCCAACCUGAAAGUACAUUGUCAAGUGCCACCUCCAUGAACCACCCUUCUGUCCAACAAAAUUGCUGACACUGGUAGAGAACCACCAAUAGCUAUAUUCACAGAGGAAAAAAAACACAAUCAAGUAAUCAGGCCAAAGUACAUCUCUCACUUCAUUCUCACCUUGCCAGUGUCUGAAUGUAAACCUAUUUAUCCUGGGGUAUCUUUAGCUCCUAUAAGCAUGGGAAAGCCACCAAAGUUUCAAACAAAAUUACCUAUCAGCUGGGCGAAAACUUCUUAGACAUGUCCUAGCUUUUAGUUGCCAAAAUGACUUAAGGUUUCAACAAGAUAGGAUAUGUGACGUGGGACAGCUUAGGGGGCAUGGUGGGCUUGGGGAUUUAGUGGCUGUAUAGGGCAGAAAAAGAAGAACAAAACCAAAAAAAUGACAAAAAAAGAUAAAAAUCUUAAGAGUCACACCUAGGUUUCUUUAGGCAUCACACCUAAAGAGGAUAAAAAACCUUAAGCAUUACA